Cylicocyclus nassatus is the source of this 288-nucleotide messenger RNA. Lineage: Eukaryota; Metazoa; Nematoda; Chromadorea; Rhabditida; Strongylidae. The record is from the annotation of a GenBank genome assembly.
AUGAUAUUGGACAGGGCCCACUCUUCCAAACCCUCUCCUGGGAGGGAAAACAUCAUCGUGACGUUCCAGCCAUCUCUGAAUUCCCGAAUCAAACCUCCGUAUUUUCUCAUUAGCGAACCAGACGUUGAUAGGGGAAUUCCGAAACACGCCAGCAUCACCACGGCGACCAGGGGCUCCAACGUCGUACGCCAUAAAGCGAACGAGAUCUUGCGUUUCACCGAAAACAAGUGUUGCUUUUACUACAUUUACAACUUAUGUCGCCAGCGUGUAUGGUUGCUGAAUGCUUAG